CACUUAUCCUGGUGCUAUAGGAACUCAAGAUGGAGGUGGUUGUUCUUAAAUUUCUCGUUCCUCUACUAGAAGUUUCAGAUCAUUUCCCCGGUCAAGACAGCAAGUUUCAGUUUCAGUUUCAGUCUUUACGGUCAGCACAGAGUAGCUCACUGUAAUAAACAAAUAAAUAAAUUCUUGUUUAUUUAACAGUAUCGUUUUGUAUGACGCUUAUAUUGCUUUGUUUCUGGAUGAGGUAGUGUCUAAAAGCCGCGCCCUAAAACAUACAUGCGUUUACGUUAAACCAAUGGACAUGCGCACUUGCGGGUUGCUGACUUUUUUCCGCCUUAACUUUUAUAGACCCAACUUGUUGGUUCUGAUGCACCCAAACGCGGACUGUUUUCUUCUUCUUUUUUCAUUUUUUCAGACUGAGCAAAGGAUAUUCCGUUGUUUCACUUCCACGGCCUGCAGCCUACAACCUAAAAAAGAAAUAUAAACAAGAAUAAUCUGUCCCUGUCUCGGCGGAUGUCGGGUAGGAAGCAGUAAUCUCUGAGGUGUAGAGACAGAAACGUAGUCAGCGAUGGCCUGCGCUAAAGUCAGUCCUGACAGGCUUAAGGGCCCCAGGCCUCAAUUCCCUGGUUCCAGCCACCAUUAUCUUUCCGGCUUACCAAAACAUGACUCAGACUCUCCUGAAUUGUCUUCUGAUUCUUAUGAAAGCAUUUCUGACUGCACAUCCAGUGACUCAGAGGACCAGAGAGAGCCUGGUGCAGUGCAGGCAGUGGCAAGAGGUUUUAGGACUUUUCGCCUUCAUGCUGGACAGUUUAAGUGCAGAUUCACAGACCUUGUGUUUGAUAUGAAAGGGGAACGAAAAGUGAUGCGCAAAGUAGUGUCCUGGGACAGCAGUGUCUUGGAUGGAUUACGCCACAUGGAACCUGCAGGACCUCUGUACAGUAUCGAGUGCCAUAAAGGUUCAAUCCGUCGCCUGCACCUUCCACACUGUGAGACCCAUACAGAUGUUAAAUUGACUGUGGCUCAUGUGACUGGUGGAAAUGUGGAAGUGCUUCAGCCUCUAAAAGUAACUAAGACACAUGUGAUCAUAGAAGUUCAGAAUCUCUCACUUUUUGGUCUCUUAAAAACAUUGCUGCUCCCAGCAUAUCCCAUCACAGCCCAAGUUCUGCUGUUCUUUGAGAAAAGCCUGAAUAAACUUCACAUCCAUCUGCUGCCAGGAAAUGUCCCUGUUCAAGAGGUGCAGAAGAGACAUGAGAACAUCAGAUACAUUACAACAAGCUCCAAAUGUGUGCUGACCCCUGGUAAAAAAUACAGGUCAUGCUGUAAAACUACUGAUCGUGAAUAUGUUUCCCAACCAGAGGAUGAGAAGUUUGAGUGUGACUAUGGACCCAACUACCACCCUACAUUUGAGGUGUUCCUAAAUACUGGGGUUACAAAAGUCACAUUAAGUCUUUUGGAUGAAAAUGGCCUUGUGGUGUGGAAGCCUCGUGAUGUCAAGCUCACAGGAAUGGUAGCUCUGGGUGCAAUCUUUACAAUCAGUAAAGAUUCAUUUGGUGCUGACUUUGUGGAUAAAUACAAAGCAGAUCUCAUUCAGAGAGUUCCUUCAGUAAUGGAGAUAGCAGACUGUAUCAAAAGCAAGGAAUUUACUAGUGAAAUGUACAAUAAGAUCCAUGCAGAGGCAACACCACAAGACAAAAUGAGAGAAUUGUACAAAUAUCUCAACUCAGCAGGACGAGCUGCAAAAGCUGAAUUCUAUCACAUUCUUCGAGAGAAACAUUGUGAUUUAGUGACGGAGCUGGAGACAGGAUCGGGUCUGGAUUAGAGGAAGUUUAACAGAGUAAAUCACAUGCAGAGCCUUGUUUGUGUAGCAGAAAUAUAGAGAUUAUAGAAGUUUCAUUGUUUUAAUAAUGUAUUACUGUGAACCUUUUAGAUCAAGCCACCAUUUGUUAUUAUUUUGCAAAAGUCAUUUAAUCUUAAAGGUAGAUGUAGAGUAUUUUGUUUUAGUGUAUAAUGGCAUCAGCACAAACAGAGAGAGAGAGAAAAAUAAUUUAAUGGUAAUGGUCAUUGUUUUUGUAUUAUUGUUUGUGGAGAAACAUGAAAUCACAAAUUAGUCUCUGAACAUCAGCAAUAAUAGAUAUAAAAUAAUAACAAAUAAUAUACAAAAAAUACAUGUUUUAAAA
Messenger RNA from Hemibagrus wyckioides, 2165 nucleotides. RefSeq names its product NACHT, LRR and PYD domains-containing protein 1b allele 2-like. The coding region runs from base 557 to 1807 and encodes 416 amino acids. The transcript has 11 exons. NCBI's taxonomy places the organism in Eukaryota, Metazoa, Chordata, Actinopteri, Siluriformes, Bagridae. The record is from RefSeq and is a predicted model, not a curated record. Gene Ontology annotation, biological process: regulation of apoptotic process; inflammatory response; innate immune response.